Messenger RNA from Nothobranchius furzeri (turquoise killifish), 10118 nucleotides. NCBI's taxonomy places the organism in Eukaryota, Metazoa, Chordata, Actinopteri, Cyprinodontiformes, Nothobranchiidae. The record is from RefSeq and is a predicted model, not a curated record.
ACAAAUCAGAAGCCAGAGAGUGUUCUCAAACACUUAGAAAAGCUUAUUUCACUUAAUGUGAAGUAAAUCUGUCAGUCAUUAAAUGCUAAAAUGUUAAAAUGCUGAAAUUAAUAUGUGACAUAACUGAUUAUAAAUCAUUAUUAAAUCAUCAAUUGGACUUAUUUGAUAUAUUUAAGAUCUGAAAUAAUAAUAAACAUUUAUGUUGAUUCGUUCAUUACUGUGUCCACGUAGGGUCGCUGGGGGGCUGGUGCCUAUCUCCAGCGGUCAAUGGGCGAUCAGGCGGGGUACACCCUGGACAGAGAGCCAGUCCAUUGCAGGCAUUAUUAAAUCACUGUAGAUAAAACCACCCACGAUUGUAAUCAACCUGUAAAAUCCUCUCUAGCAAAGCAGGAAGUCCAGGCAGUCUCCACACACAUUCCCCGGCUGUAUGAACUGAUGAUGUCACAAUGUCAGCAAGCAGCUCUAAACUGUCCUCUCUGUUGUCAACUCAUGCUCUCAAACUUGCCUGUGGUUACUGCUGUCACCAGGAAAAUGAAAUUACGUACACCCUGAGGCCAGUUCAGCACCAGUGCCAGUGCACCGUCCUGCUCUGCAAAGCCAAAGAUGGCAGCAAAUGGAGGCCCAUUUCUAAACGCCCCACAUUUCCAAUCCCAAGCAAAUAUAAAGUGUGCUGGCACUUUAAGGAGAACUUUGGGUGCACAGUGCACAAGAAUCGUUGCACCUUUGCAAGAAGCCAAGAAGAAGCUGCUGUGUGGAUGUUUGAAAGACAGCAAGGACUGGACCACCAGCUUCUCUGUGAUAUGGUAGCUCGGACCGGGAGGGAACCCCAGCAGGCCAACAGGACAGAACCUCUGCAGGAGCUUCAUGCUCUCAUAGACCUGAAGGUGGUUUGUGAUUUGUGCUCCAACAAGGUGAAUGAAAUUACGUACACACUUCAUUCAGUUAUACACAAGUGUGCUAAAAAUCUGCUUUUGGCCAAAGGCAGAACCUCAAACCACUGGAGGUCCAUUUGUGAGCGACCCACUGGUGGUAACAUGGGUCCUAAUGUUCUCUAUAAAGCGUGUGACUACUACGUAGAGGGCUCUGGAUGUUCACAACACAAACUGGGCCGGGGAUGCUCUUACGCCAGAAGCUCUGAGGAGGCCAUGGUUUGGAACUAUCUUAGAGAGAAGAGAAUGGAUAAGAGUGAGUUAAUCAGACUGAUGAGUGAGUCGGACCCUGACUCGGAGACACCAGAAUCUGCAGCUGAGAAAAUACUUCACAGGUUUUCUGGUGAGUUCACAGAGUUCUGCCAAGAAUGUUUGCUUGAAUGUCCCAUGAGACUAACAUCCAAGCGGUGGAACGAAACAUGUGCUGCAGACACGGCACACACCUGGAACCCAGUCUUAGUCCAUCACCUGUCAGAACAUAGCACAAAGCAAAUCUACAGCCAGAUCCGCCCUCGUCCCCAAAACUGUCCUUUUGAGUACUGCAGCCAUGUCAGACAAGGCAAACCCUGCUGGCACAAGGUCGGCCGCUGCAGGUCUGCCCAGAGCGAGGUGGAGAUGGUCGUGUGGAAGGCAGAGCACAGCGGGCUCUCUGUUCGGCCUCAUCUCCUUCAGCUGAGCCUUCCGAAGCAGACCCGGUCCACACAGGUCACCAUCUUCUGUAAAGUGUGCCUCCUGGCGCUGUCCUCCCCUGAGAGUUUCUACAGGCACUGCUCCUCAUUAGAACAUGCCCAGCUUCUCUCCCAAGACACCACCACCAAGUGGAAACAGCGUCAGCCUCCUCACAACCGGCGAGCUGAGUUCUGGUUCUGUGGCAGACCACAAAGCUGUGAAUAUGGGGACAACUGUCCUAAAGCUCAUUCAGAGGCGGAGCUGCAGGAGUGGGUGAUGCGUGCUGCAGAAGAGAAGGAGAUCAGAGACACCAUCCAAGUCCAGGGUCUCAUGUGUUAUAAUCAGAACCUCCUGGAAGAGUACAGGAACAGCAGCAAUGAAGUCUACAUUCUGUGUGAACAAGUUGACGAUGUCACCAUCUGUUGUGAUGAAGAUUUAAAUGUAGAGAUUGAAGAGACCAACGCAUCUGGAACGCAACACAGGUGGAACUUCAGAGCUGAAAGUGAGAGGCAGCUAGAGCAUGUGGCGCUGCUGAAACAGGAACCAGGAGCUUCCUUCAGUCUGGGUGACCACAGCUCCGAGCCGUGCAUCUACUCAACAGGGAAAAGCUUCCUCACUAAUGACACAACUUACACCUUCACCGUGACUUUCACAUCCAUACACCCAGGCUUGUACGAACAGUGGUUAGUGCUGGAUUUUGGCAUGAGACCAGUUCUCUUGAAGAAACUUAGAGUAAGAGUAGGCCAGCCAACAUCUGAUGAGAGGGAAGAAGCAUUCCCAAAUCGCGGAGCAUCCCUAAAAAAUGUGGAGCGCUGGAAUCGAGGGAACAGGGUUGUAGUCCCCCGUUUGUCCAGGACUGAAGAAUAUGAGGAACUGCUAAAGGAGUACAAGCCUCCACAGAUGAACCUUCUCUUUAAAUCCUCCUACAACAAGCAAGCACCACUGACCACAGACAACUACAAACAGAUGAUGCACCAGUUCCUCUAUGACGAGGAACUUGCCCAGGACCAGAUCGUUUCAAGGUUGAAUGUUUCUGGAGAAGUGACAACAGUGGAUAGGUUGGACAGCUCACGGUUUGGAACGACAUUUGCUGCUCAAGGAGAACUGUUCUGCGUUGUCUCGAUUCCUUACAACCUAACAAUCGACAGCCCUGAAGGACUGGUGCUGAAGAACAGCAUCCAGUCAGGUCUGAUAGCUCCUUGUAACUCAAAUCAUCCAAACCUCAAGGUUUAUGAAGCCACCAUUGUGCCACAUGGAACAAGGGAAGGCCACAUCAUUUUACAGCUGUCCAAACAGUGCUGCUCUGAUCUGGCUCUCAAAAGCAACACAUCAUUCAAAAUGGAGGUGCAGUUUCAGCUGGACCGCCACAACUUCUGCACCAUGCACAAGGCUGUAGACCUCCUUCCAGAUACAUCCAAAGUCCUACCAGACCUCAGAAACUGUGGAGUUCCUGUCAGUGAUGUUACCUUUGAAAUCCCAAACACAAAGCAGCAGGCAGCACUUAGCUUCAUCCUGGGGAACUGCGAUGUGAGAAAGUCUGUGGCUCCUCUCCUCAUUUAUGGACCUUUUGGAACUGGAAAAACUUUCACCCUUGCCACCGCAGCCAGAGCACUUUGUGAACGUCCACAGAACAGAGUGCUGAUUUGCACCCACACCAACAGCUCUGCAGACCUGUAUGUCAGAGUUCAUUUUCACCCAUUUGUCACCACCAACAAUGAUGGGCUGAAGCCAAUAAGGAUAAAAGCAAACAAACAAGGGGGUGCUGUAUUUGUUACAGAUCAAAUUACGUUGAAAUACUGUUUUCUCUCAGAUGACAAACAGAAUUUUCUGCCACCUACCAAAGCCGUCCUGGACAACCACAACGUAGUCAUAACCACCACGUCAAUGGCAGAGCAUUUCCAUGGACUCAAGCUCUCAGAGGGAUACUUCACCCACAUUCUGAUAGAUGAAGCCUCUCAGAUGUUAGAAUGUGAAGCGUUGCUGGCUCUCAGUCUCGCUGGGCCCAACACCAGAGUAGUUUUAGCUGGAGAUCACAUGCAAAUGGGCCCUCGGCUCUUCUCUGUGGAUGAGGAACUUCGCUCAGAUUGCACACUUCUCACGCGCUUGUUCCAUUACUAUCAAGGUCAAAAGUGGGACGCUGCUCAAAACAGUAGGAUCAUUUUUAGCAAGAACUACCGCUCGACCCAAGAAAUAGUAGAAUUUGUGUCCACCCAUUUUUAUGUUGGUAAAAAUGAUGUCAUUGAAGCUUGUGGAAAUGUUCCAGCCCCUGAAAAUGGCCAUGCCCUGAAGUUCCAUCAUGUUCGAGGAAAAUGCCAGCUGGACGCUUCAUCUUUGACUUGGUUUAACAGACAAGAGGUUACGGAAGUGGUUGAAAUAGUGAAAGACAUUCUCAAAAACUGGCCAUCAACAUGGGGGUCCAAGGACCAACCGUCCAUCUGUGUUCUGUCUGAAGGUUCUCAGGUUCGACAAAUCAGAACAGCCUUUUCAAGAUUAGGCCUCUCUGGAAUCAAUGUGGAAAGUCUGGCAAAUGUGCAAGGCAAACAGUUCAGGGUAGUCAUAAUGACAGCCGUGCAAACACGCGACAGCCUCAACGAGUCAACCCUGUCAGGUCUACCGCUGUUCAGUGAUGCUCGUGUGCUAAAUACUGCAAUGACUAGAGCUCAGUCUCAGGUGGUCGUUGUUGGAGAUGCUGCUGCUCUCUGUUGCUUCGGCAAAUGCUCAAGGAUUUGGAAGAACUUCAUAGACCACUGCAUCAGCAACAACAGUGCUGCACCGCAGCAUUACACCAAAGAUUUCUUUGAAAAGGAUGUAAUGGAAACUGCCAGGUUUCAAAGGUCUGAAGAUGUGGAUGAAAGCAACACAAUCAGUGACACGAUUCUGCAAGAGUUAAGAGAUGAAUAUGAACAACUGAAAACAGAAUACAGUUCAGAUGAAGAGAGUGUGGAGUUUCAAAGCUUGAAUCAUCAGAAGUCAGGAGAGUCGGACAGAAUUUAUAAUGAUCAGAAAGAACUGUUGGAGUUGUGUGAAAAACAACCCGACAUGUUCAAAAGGGGAAAGUUUGUGAAGGAGUCUUUUAAGAAAGGCAUCGUCAUUCCCUUUAACAUAGGCAUUCAGGGAAUCUCAAACAUGGGGAUGGCAUUCACUGGAGAUGAAGUGGUCGUACAAACUGCGACAAAAGAACAAACAGCUAGGGUGGUCGGAAUUAUCAAGAAAGCAGAAUCUUCCCGUGAACUUGCGUGUUUUCUGGAAGAUGAAGAUCGUAGCAAGAGAAGACUGGCUACCACUGACAGAAUUGUAAAAAGGAUGAUGACACCUAUCAAAAGAAGUGCACCCAAAAUAUGCAUCCACCUCAACAAAAAACAACGCAACUUUAUCCCAGUGUGGGAGCAGACGGACGGGCACUGGACAGUGAUCAGUCUUCACCAUGUGAAGGAAGUCCGAGAUAGGAUAUUUGUAGUGAAUGUGAUUUCCUGGAAAGAGCAAUGUUUUUAUCCUCUAGGGAAUGUCACUGCUAUUAUUUCAAAGACCGGACCUUUGGAUGACAGGCUUUGGCUCCUGAAAGAGGAAUUUGAUGUUGCAACCACAGUAUUCAAAACAAAUGACGGUUUCUUUCCAAUAGAUGAAGAUUGUGCACACAGGCGUGAUGAACGAAAGGCAAUUACUUUCACCGUUGAUCCAGCUGGAGCAGAAGAUUUAGAUGAUGCCAUCAGUGUCCACGAUACUGGAAAACAUUAUGAGCUGGGAAUCCACAUUUCAGAUGUGGCAAGUUUUGUGAGUAUAGAUGGUGAUUUAGAUAUGAAUGCAGCAAAACGUGGCACCACACAUUAUGCCAGAGGACAAAAACCCAUUUACAUGUUUCCCGAAGACUUGAGCACAGGGUGCUUCAGUCUUCUGCCAGAUCAGGAACGCAGGGUGGUUUCUCUCUUGUUCAAAGUUGAAAAGGAAACAAAUGAAAUCGUUGACAAGCCUAAACUGCAGCUUUCAAAGAUCAAAUCCAACAGAAAGAUGACAUAUGAGGAGGCAGAGAAGAUCAUUACUGAAAGGUAUAAAAAGGACCCCAAGUUUGAUACAGUAGAGAACUGUGUCUCUGUGGCCUAUUGCUUUGCCAAAGCUCAAAGGAAGUCAAGGCUUGUUGACUGGGCUUACUCUCAGUCAGAUAAAGAAAGAUUGCCUGGGAAGCGUAAAGCUCAUCUGAUGAUUGAAGAACUGAAUGUGUUAUUUAACAGACAUGCAUCAGAAUUCUUGCUAGAAUCGAGCAAAACAAGGUGCUACACACCCCUCCGAUGUCAGGCAAGUCUGAAUCCUGAGAAGGUUGAAAAUUUCAAGGAGAAAUGUGGAGAGUUGAUACCUUUGUCUUUUCAUGUGCGACACAAAGUUGAGCAUCGAGAACAACCCCCAACCUUUGAAACAUUCCCUAUACUCUUGGAAGUGUGGAAAGAUAUUCAGUCAGCAGUCAGAGUAGAUGAUACUGACAAAAUGGUGGACUUGGUGGCUGCAGAUGACAUCUACCCUCUGCUUCAAUCCAUCCUUGAACAGUUCAGAUGCUGCAACAGUAAAGCUUACAUAAUACGUUCAAACUCUUCACCCAAAGCACAGGUUGGGCAUUACUCCCUCCAACUACAGAGUUACACUCAGGCCUCCUCACCUAUAAGGCGAUACAUGGAUGUCAUCUUACAGAGACUCUUGCACUCUCUCAUAUGUAACAAGGCACCCCUGUACACUCGAACAGACAUUACAACUCUGUGUCAUGAUUUUGAGAGCAGCAUACAGAAAAGCAAGGACUAUGAACAAAAGGCGGAGCAGAACUUUUAUGCAGUGAGCAUUAAAGGGCAGAGUGCAACAAAGCUAGCCUUUGUUGUUCAGGCAGAUCAGGAAGGGGACAGCUUUAAUGUGUCAUUUCCUUUCAACAGGGACUUGUUCCCUUUGAGUUUAUCAGUUAUGUACAAUGAAUUACAAUUAGAAGACCAACCAAGUUACAAUGAAGGAAACCACACCAUCACUCUCAAAUGGAAAAGACGGAUCUACGCAGCUGACACCAUGCAAAUCCACCAAGAGCUGAGUAUGAUGUCAAUAAACAGUCCGUGCAUUGAACUUCCACUGGCAGAAUGGAAUGAUGUUAUUACAGCAAUUGAAGGGGGAAACUUAGAUGAAGCGAAGUCCCUUCUAACGAAGUUACAAAAACAUGAACGGAAAAUUGCUUUUCCACGAGCAGAGGCACCGAUCGAAUUAAGCGAACACUGGGUUGAUAUCCUUCUUCAGCUGCGUCCAGGUGACACCCUUCAGGUACAAAUGACAUCAGAAGUGAAAAGAGGCAUUGAUACACCCGUCAUUCAAUUGGUACGCAUCAAACCAAAAUUUGAGAUUUGUGUGGAUCAUGUCCACAGUCCCAUCAAAUGCUUCUCCCAAACUGCUGAUGAACCUUCAAAGACUAAUUACAGGAAUACAGAGGAAUAUACACAGAUCUGGGCACCGAUGUGUGAGAUGGAGUCUGCUGCCAAUGCUGUGAUUGAAAGUGACAGCAUCACCAUUGAGAACCUGGAGGUCACCUUUUAUCAGAAACGGAGAGGCACCCUAACUGGAGAGUUCUUUUUAACUGAUGACUGGAUCAAAGCCUGGGCUAUUGAAGUCAACCUUAAAAAGUGCCUACUGUGCAUACGCAAAAGAGGCCUGAGGCUGCCUCCAGAAUAUACCCCAGAACAUUAUGCUCAUGUGGACCCUAAGGAGUUUACAUGGGUAGCUCAUGGUGUUACAACAAACGUGGAAGAACUGGAAAAGACUGGAAGCAAAGUGGACUUCUACAUCAAUCACCUUCCAAUGGAGACCAUUCCUGAUAGCAUUUUCCAGAAAAAAGCUUCUUUCACCGUAGAGAUUAUUCCAAAGCUCCUGCCUGACAUCCGGAAAGAAGCUGCUGUAAUCAACUUACCAGAAGCAUGCGACCUAGUUAGGAGAAUAGCACUUGGAACAAAAAUUCCAAAGAAGGUAGUACAAAGCACUGUGCCAAAAUGGAGAGUUACCCGCCUCAAGUUACCGGUUGAACUACCAGAGCUUAAUGACAGUCAGUGUAAUGCUGUAGUAGCUGCUCUGAAUAAUGCCUUCACGCUCAUACAGGGACCACCCGGGACUGGGAAGACAGUCGUAGGUGUUUACUUGGUCUACUGGUUUUUGGAGCUGAACUCCAAGACCCAAAGAAAGUUUGAUGACCCAAAGGAUAAAGACAGACACAAAAAAGAAGUCAUACUUUACUGCGGCCCGUCCAACAAGUCUGUUGAUGUUGUUGCAGAGUUCUUAAUGAAGUUGAAGAGCCUGAGGAUCCUUAGAGUCUACAGUCAAAAAGUCGAGUCUCUUGAGUAUCCUUACCCAAACAGCGUCCUGCAGUUUUCCCCAAGGACCCCUCGCCAAGAUCGCUCCAAGCCAGAGCUCAGGAGCAUCACUCUGCAUCAUCGCAUGAGAAAUCCUCCAAACCCUCAAGCAGGAAAAAUAAAGGCAUUUGAUGAACGAAUUAAACGUAAAGAAGAGCUGACUGCUGAAGAAGUGAAAGAAUACAGACUUCUUCUCAGAGAUGCUCGGGAAUAUGAGUUCAAACAGCAUGACGUCAUACUGUGCACAUGCACACAGUCCUCUACACCCGGCCUCAUUUUCUCAGUCAGUGCACGGCAGAUCCUGAUAGAUGAGUGUGCCAUGGCCACCGAACCCCAGGCGCUGAUUCCUUUGGUCUUCAACAAACCAGAACAGAUUGUUUUGAUUGGUGACCACAAACAACUACGACCAGUUGUGAAAAAUCAGAGUGCAACAAAACUUGGAAUGUCAGAGUCCCUUUUUGAGCGCUACUACACAAAAUUACAUGAAAACAGGGCAGUGAUGCUGGACACGCAAUACAGAAUGCAUGAGGACAUCUGUAAGUUCCCAUCCGAAGAAUUUUAUGAUAACAAGCUUAAGACUGGUGUGGAGCAGCCAUGCAGUGUGCUUCAUGUUAGCGACAGGACAAUGCCAGUCGUCUUUGGGCAUGUAGAAGGAGAGACUGUCCAUUUAGUGGUGAAUACUGCGAAGGGCAACACCAACUCCAAAGCCAACAGGAAGGAGCGAGACCAUGUGACAAAGAUCGCCAAAAUGCUUGUGGAGAGAGCAAAAGUGGACAAGAAAAACAUUGUUAUUCUGUCACCCUACAAUGCCCAAGUGUCAGAGAUUCAAGAAGAGCUGCAGAAAAUGAACCUGGAAGGAAUCACAGUUACCACAAUCACCAAAAGUCAAGGGAGUGAAUGGUGUUACGUCAUUGUUUCAACAGUGGUCUCACUUCCAAACAAAGACAUUGUGAAGGAUCCAGAUGGUGCCUGGUUCUCCAAACAUAUCGGCUUUGUGGGAGACCCCAACCAGAUAAACGUGGCCAUCACCAGGGCCAAAGAGGGACUGUGCAUCAUUGCAGAUAUCACUCUACAUCAUCUCUCCAGCCAUAACCAACGGAUCUCUUCUCCACAUCGUCUCAUCUGCUCAGCCAGCCGACCCUCUCUCUCUCUCUCUCUCCCUCUCUCUCUCUCUCUCUCUCUCUCUCUCUCUCUCUCCCCCGCCUGCCUCACUUAAUGUUUUGGACCCCUCAUCAUCCCCACUCCACGUCUCCAAGGAUUGGAUCCUGUUUUGAGCUCCUCUCCACCUCAGGCCAGACCUACCCUCUCCUCUGCAUCUACACCUCUCGACCAUAAAGUAAACAGCUCCACCUCUUUUACUGUUUUGGGAUUGUCUGGGCGCGACGAGACGUGUGACAGUGUGGUGGGAAUCUCCCAUUUGGAAACAAAACCUUAUAAUUCAAGCCUAUGGACAUGAAUUGUCCAGUAUAUAUGUCGAUGGUCAUCAUCAGAUGAACGAGGUGGAUUAAAAGCAGCAGAAUAUUUGCUAGCUGUGUGUCACGGCUGCCAGCCUUGAGUGAGGAGCAGGAGCCAAGAUCACAAAGCUCCAGUGAAUCAGCCUGACACCGCCCCUCCUUCUCCUCUCCCCCGGGCUGCUGAGGAGCACAGCUGAACUGAAUCUACCUGAUGAAGCAAACACCUGCAUAAAAGGGCUGUGCCUUCAGCAGUCUGGGAGGCAGCAGUCCAGGGGUUCUGCUGUCCUCCUGGUUUUUGUGUGUUUUCAACCCCUUUCGUUUAGACACAUUUGGAUUUGUUGGAGUUUUAAACUGUGAUAGUUUUAACGCUUAGUGAUAAAGUUUGGAUGAUCCAGGGGGGUCAUUUUUGUGCUCGGUUUUUUGUAAAGGUUAACUUGGUUUGUGCAAUUUUACUGACUUCGGUCUUAAAGGCCUUCGUGUGGGUAAAGCUUUUAAAAUAAGCUUUUACCAGGUGUUUUAAUCAGUAAAUUGUUUGGGACUUUUAUCAACCUCAGGCUUUUAGAACACCUUCGUUUCGGUAAACUUUUAAUAUAAGCUUCUACCAGGUGUUUUUAUAGUUGAUAAUUCGUGAUGUUAACCUUUUAGAGAGAUCUGUUUGCUUGUGUUUUAAUACCUUUUGUACGAAUAAACCCAUUUUAAACUCCGCC